AUGGAUAAUAAACUCAGUGCAGAAUCGCUUGAAGACGUGUUUGCUCGUCUAAGAAGCGCUGAAAAGCAGAUUCCGUCUGUAGUGGAAGAUACUGUCGAGGACAUCAAGCACGAAUUAGAACACAUGUUUCUCACACCUCAACAGAGCUUUCCAUCCUCUUGGUUGAGCAAAUGUCAAGAACACUGGGAAGAGACGCCCAACUAUGCUGAAAAUGCUUACUCGCAACUGUCCAAGCCGAGAACAAACAUCCAAGUAGCACGCAAAGGAUUUGAUGGCGACAUUAUUGGUUUCAAAGAAGUGAUCAUGGAUGAUCCCAAUCUCGCAUCUAACAACUCAACCAGCUUUUCCAGAGCUUUUGGAUCUACCAAGGACUUUGUGCGUGGAUCAGCUUCACAGUUUCCUUUUGCGCCUGGAGGAUUGGACACUGAAGUGAUUGUGAAUCACGACAAUGUGGACGAGAACAAUGUCGAUUUGGAUGUGGACAUUGACUUUUUCAACUUUGACGACAAGGACUCCAAAGUGAUUGCACCUGGAUUGGACAGAGGACUCGCCUUUGGAGAUGAGAUAGACAGCGAGACACCAGGCACAGCUAGCAAGAAUGCAGUGUUCAACAUGGAAGACAUGAUGGCGCCCGUGGAUGAUGCAUUCGACUUUUUGAACGUCAAAGGAGCACCUGUGAACGUUGUGGCAGAGAACGUGGUUGUAGAUGACAGCCAUACUGAAGAAGUAGAUGCAUUACUACCCACCACAUUGCCGCCCCAGAAGGACCUGGCACCCAAAAAGUUGACAACCACUACCAAUGAAGCGCUUAAACGUCGUGAAUGGGCGCACGAGAUUAAUGUCAAUGAGCCGUUUGAUAACUUUUACGACUUGGUGCCUGAGAUGGCAAUGCAAUUUCCCUUUGAAUUGGACAUCUUUCAAAAGCAGGCCGUAUAUCAUCUGGAGAUUGGAGACUCAGUAUUCAUUGCAGCACACACAUCAGCUGGUAAAACUGUGGUAGCCGACUAUGCCAUUGCCCUUGCUACCAAGCACAUGACCAAAGCCAUCUACACGUCGCCUAUCAAGGCACUGAGUAACCAAAAGUUCCGUGAUUUCAAGCACACGUUUGGCGAGGAUGUCGGCAUCUUGACGGGUGAUGUGCAGAUUCGACCUGAAGCCAGCUGUCUGGUCAUGACCACUGAGAUUCUGCGCAGUAUGCUUUACAGAGGUGCAGAUCUUAUCCGUGAUGUUGAGUUUGUGAUUUUUGACGAAGUGCACUAUGUCAAUGAUUUGGAGCGUGGCGUUGUAUGGGAGGAAGUCAUCAUUAUGCUGCCUGCGCAUGUCAACAUCAUCCUGUUGUCUGCCACUGUGCCCAACACCAAGGAGUUUGCUGGCUGGGUGGGUCGCACCAAGAAGAAGGACAUUUACGUGAUUAGCACAUUGAAACGACCUGUUCCUUUGGAGCACUAUAUUUACGCAAACAAGGACAUUUACAAGAUUGUGGGUGCCAAUGAAACCAAGCUCAACACCAUUGGAUACAACAAGGCCAAGGAUGCCUUGAUGAAGCGCAAAGAGCAAGUGGACAAGGCAAAUGGCGUAUCGACCAACGCGCGUGGAGGUCGUGGCGGUGGUGGAGGCCGUGGUGGCGGAUCUAGAACCAUGACCCGGAGCUAUCAAUCAGGCAUGCAAACAGAUCGCAACUUGUUUGUCCACUUGAUUGGCAUGUUAAAGGCCAAGACACUGCUGCCUGUCGUCAUCUUUACCUUCUCCAAGAAGCGCUGCGAGGAGUAUGCCAGUGGUUUAUCCAAGACCGAUCUGUGCACCAGUCUCGAAAAGAGCGAAAUUCAUGUGUUUAUUGAACGCAGCUUGGUCAGGCUGAGAGGAACUGACAAGUUUCUGCCUCAAAUCUUGAGAAUGCGAGAUUUACUGAGUCGUGGUAUCGCUGUGCACCAUGGUGGGUUGCUGCCCAUUAUCAAGGAAAUUGUGGAGAUUCUGUUUGCUCGAGGUUUGGUCAAGGUUUUGUUUGCCACAGAGACAUUCGCUAUGGGCGUCAACAUGCCUGCGCGUUGUGUGGUAUUCUCAGGUAUUCGCAAGCACGAUGGCCGUAGUUUCCGUGAUUUAUUGCCAGGUGAAUACACGCAAAUGUCGGGCCGUGCUGGUCGUCGUGGCCUCGACAGCACAGGUGUGGUGAUUAUCGCCACUGGAGGUGAUGAGCCACCAGAGAUAGCGUGUCUCUCCACCAUGUUGCUGGGCAAGCCCACCAAGUUGGAGUCUCAAUUCAGGUUGACGUACAAUAUGAUUCUGAAUCUACUGCGUGUAGAAGCACUCAAGGUGGAGGAGAUGAUCAAGCGAAGCUUCUCUGAAAACAGUGCACAGAAGCUGCUCCCCGAGACAAAGCGAUUGGUAGAUGAAAGCGAGCAGCAGCGCAGCGCACUUCGUCAGCUGGAUUGUGCCAUUUGCGAGCCUGAUUUAGAAAAGUUUUAUGAUGUCUGUGGCGAAGUCGUGCACUUGAACCGCACCAUGAUGACUCAAUUCAUCAGCAUGACACCUGCUGGCAACAGAGCCUUGUCCACUGGACGCUUGGUAAUUAUCAAUACAAAUGUGUACAGAAACGCACCUGCUAUGAUCUUGAAGCCAUUGCCGGUCAGCACAGCCAACUCGCAGCAUCGCUCAUUCUACUGUCUCGUGCUCCAGCCCAAGGAUUUGGACAUUAGCCAGUCGACAAAUUUGGACGAAACGACACCUCUGCCCAUCACAACCAUCUGCACCCCAGAGCAUGGCGAUGGUAAAACUGACAUUGUCACUGUGGGUGCACCUGAUAUUCUAUUUGUCACCCGUUUGUCUAUCAAGGCGGAUGUGGACGCAAUCAUGGCUGGUACUGAUUCCAUGGAGACGAUGCGUGUGCGUCAAGAGUUGGAGUCAUUUGGACAAGAUGCCAAGAAGGGGGGUGUGGUAGAGUUUGAUUGGAGCAAGAUCAAGGACAUGGAGUUCCAGGAGAUGCUGCGUUCCAAGAUGAGACUGAUGAAGCGACUUAGGACCGAAUUUCAGUGCACCAAAUGCCCUGAACUGGAUGAGCACUAUGGCCUUAUCCAUGACCACAAACGACUCUCCAGCCAAAUUGAUAUGCUCAAGAUGACCAUCUCGGAUCAAAAUUUGGAGCUGCUUCCUGACUACCACCAGCGUAUUGAAGUGCUUCGUCAGUUGAACUACAUUGACGAUCAAGGCACAGUCCAGCUCAAAGGAAGAGUCGCCUGCGAGAUCAACUCUGCGGAUGAAUUGCUGUUGACUGAACUGGUCCUGGACAAUGUGUUUGCUGAUUUCGAGCCUGCUGAGGUGGUGGCCAUCUUGUCAUGCUUUGUAUUCCAGGAACGCAAUGCCAGUGAACCUCGAUUAACACCGAAAUUAACCAAGGGCAAAGAAAUCGUCUUGACCUAUGCUCGAAAAAUCGCACAGCUGCAAGUGGAUUGUGGCCUUGCCAUCUCUGUGGAAGACUAUGCCAAUAAUCUCAAGUUUGGUCUUGUUGAGGUGGUGUAUGAAUGGGCACGAGGAUUACCCUUCAAGCACAUUACGGAUCUCACUGAUGUUUUGGAAGGAUCCAUUGUCAGAUGCAUCAGUAGAUUGGACGAAACGUGCCGAGAGGUAAUGGGUGCUGCUCGCAUGGUAGGAGAUACGAGUCUUUACAAAAAGAUGGAGCAAGCAGAGCAAGACAUUAAGCGCGAUAUUGUCUUUGCUGCAAGUUUGUAUUUCUAA
Mucor velutinosus is the source of this 3729-nucleotide messenger RNA. Its product is annotated as 40S ribosomal protein S21. Gene Ontology annotation, cellular component: Ski complex. The transcript is spliced from 7 exons. The record is from RefSeq and is a predicted model, not a curated record. Bases 1 to 3729 code for a protein of 1242 amino acids. Gene Ontology annotation, biological process: nuclear-transcribed mRNA catabolic process, 3'-5' exonucleolytic nonsense-mediated decay. Gene Ontology annotation, molecular function: RNA binding; ATP binding; RNA helicase activity. Lineage: Eukaryota; Fungi; Mucoromycota; Mucoromycetes; Mucorales; Mucoraceae.